Molecule: messenger RNA, 1197 nt
Organism: Letharia lupina
Lineage: Eukaryota; Fungi; Ascomycota; Lecanoromycetes; Lecanorales; Parmeliaceae
Exons: 5
Coding region: 1-1197 (398 amino acids)
Biological process (GO): chromatin remodeling; positive regulation of transcription by RNA polymerase II
Cellular component (GO): histone acetyltransferase complex
Molecular function (GO): histone H3 acetyltransferase activity; protein binding
Source: RefSeq, a predicted model, not a curated record
AUGGCGCCAAUGAUACUAGAGCACACCAAGCGCAAAGCAAGCGAUCAGUUGGGAAGUGAAAGCCCAAGCAAGCGUGUCAAGAACUCCCAUUCCGAGACUAUCACACCAGAAGCCGAGGGGAAACCAAGAGUUGUCCCUUUUCCAGAGAAGCCCGCCGUCGCGGAGGAGCGCAAUGGCGAGAUCGAGUUCCGGGUUGUCAACAACGAUAAUAGCAGGGAAAGUCUCAUCAUUUUGACCGGUCUGAAAUGCAUCUUCCAAAAGCAGCUACCCAAGAUGCCAAAGGACUACAUAGCUCGACUAGUCUACGACCGUACCCAUCUCUCCAUAGCUAUUGUCAAGAAACCGCUCGAAGUUGUUGGAGGCAUUACAUAUCGACCAUUUAACGCCCGCGAGUUCGCCGAAAUAGUCUUCUGCGCCAUUUCUUCGGAUCAGCAGGUCAAGGGCUACGGCGCGCAUCUCAUGUCCCACCUGAAAGACUAUGUCAAGGCCACCUCACCCAUCAAACACUUCCUUACAUACGCGGACAACUACGCAAUAGGCUAUUUCAAGAAGCAGGGCUUCACCAAAGAAAUUACCCUCGAGAAACCGAUCUGGAUGGGAUACAUCAAAGAUUACGAAGGCGGCACCAUAAUGCAAUGCACUAUGGUCCCGCGUAUUCGCUACCUCGAAGUUGGUCGAAUGCUACUGAAGCAGAAAGAAGCAGUCGCUGCCAAAAUCCGUGCGUUUUCGAAAAGCCAUAUAGUUCACUCCCCGCCAAAGGAAUGGAAGAAUGGCCCCUGCAAGAUCGAUCCUAUGUCUAUUCCGGCGAUCAAAGCUUCUGGCUGGUCGCCUGACAUGGAUGAGCUCGCUCGCCAGCCACGCCACGGACCAAACUACAAUCAACUAUUGCAUUUGCUCAAUGAUAUGCAGAACCAUGGCUCCUCUUGGCCCUUCUCGCAGCCUGUCAACAGAGAUGAGGUCGCGGAUUACUACGAUGUAAUCAAGGAGCCUAUGGAUUUGAGCACGAUGGAACAGAAGCACGAGAAGGACUUAUACCCAACGCCAGAAGAUUUUAUCAAGGACGCGAAGCUCAUCUUCGACAAUUGUCGGAAGUACAACAACGAGACGACACCAUACGCGAAAAGCGCGAAUAAGCUGGAGAAAUUUAUGUGGAGCCAGAUCAAGCUGGUACCGGAAUGGUCGCAUUUGGCCGAGUAA